Acanthosepion pharaonis is the source of this 747-nucleotide messenger RNA. The record is from the annotation of a GenBank genome assembly. Lineage: Eukaryota; Metazoa; Mollusca; Cephalopoda; Sepiida; Sepiidae.
AUGGUUUUUUUGAAUCUUGCUUGCCGAUUCAUUCAGACUUGUUCAAAUGAAUUCUGGCUGUUUAAAUACAUCUUAUCUAUCUAUCUAUCUAUCUAUCUAUCUAUCUAUCUAUCUAUCUGUCUGUCUCUGUAUCUUAUUUAUCUCUCUCAUUCUGCUUCAUCCUAUCUCUCUCUAUCUACAAUUGCAAUCUACAUUUUCAAACUAUCUAUUUCUUUCUUUCUAGAAAGAGGGGUUCUCUUUGUCUAUAUAUAUUUCUUUCUAUCUCUCUCUAUUUUCUCUCUAAAUAUAUCUAUAUUUCUUUUUAUCUAUCUGCUCAUCUAUCAAUUUCUUUCCUUAUAUAUCUAUCUAUUUAUUUCUCCCUCUGUCUAUUUCGUCCCAUCUCUCUUUAUUUCUUUCUAUUUUUCUAUUUCUGUUUAUCUCUCUCUUUUUCGGGCUAUAUCUCUCAUUUACUUUCUAUCUAUCUAUCUAUCUAUCUAUCUAUCUAUCUAUCUAUCUAUCUAUCUAUCUAUCUAUUUGUUCCUCUCGUCCUCUUUCUCUCUCUCUCUAUCUAUCUAUCUAUCUAUCUAUCUAUCUAUCUAUCUAUCUAUCUAUCUAUAUAUAUAUAUAUCCGUGCCGACUCUAACAUUGCCGCCAACUCCCGAACGCCUCCAUCCCAGUAAAAAGUUGGAAUUUAAAUUAUGUCUUAAAGACAUUCGGAAUCUAUUAGUUUACCAAUUGUUUGAAUACAGACCACUAGAACCAAUAUGA